Molecule: messenger RNA, 528 nt
Organism: Coprinopsis cinerea okayama7#130
Lineage: Eukaryota; Fungi; Basidiomycota; Agaricomycetes; Agaricales; Psathyrellaceae
Exons: 1
Coding region: 1-528 (175 amino acids)
Source: RefSeq, a predicted model, not a curated record
AUGGCCAUUCUGGCAUUCGUUCUGCUCCUCAUUUCGCCUACGCUUUCUGCUCCCGUCGGCAUCAGCAACAUAUUCCACCGUCCGGAAAAGUGCUCCGUCGAGAACGCAAUUAGUAUGGCGGCCAUCAAGUCACUCCAGAACAACGCCCUCUUCCUGGAUGAAAAGUUCCCUCCUUCCGCUUGGGCCACUAUCAAAUCCCUCCCAGCGUUCGAGGGCAAAAAGACGAUAGACGAUGUCUUUCCCGAGAAGAUCCAGAAGAAGAUGAAGGGUUAUUGCAAGCCCUUGGGCACCGGUGUGAACCCCUCACCCCAGCCAGCACCCAAGGAUAGGUACAGUGAAGUGAUGGAGGAAGCGAUGAAGAGGAUUGUGAGCGGGACAGUGUGGGUUGUCUCUGAUCAGGUAUGGGCUGAUGGGACGCCCUGGUGGCACAUUCCUCGGUGGCGGGGUCUUAGCUCGGGAAGCAAGGCAGUUACAAAGGCGCAACUUAUGAACCGGAAAGGAGAGGUUGUGCGGGAAUUGAAGUUGUAA